AUGGCUGCGGCCGACUCUGAUGCCUCGGUUGGGGGUAGCCAUGGAUACAACGUUGUUGCCCGAGAUCACACACAUGAACGAAGGUUGGACGGCAUCACCGAUGAUGGCUACUCGAACCCUCUUUGGGAACAUUAUCAGCACUCUCAACACAAGAAACACUCCGCUGAUUGGCAUGGAGGAGGUUCUUCACGGAAAGGUCAUGGGAAGGGAAAGCAUCCCCAGCAGGAUGGUGGUCGACGCUCAUCUGGUGGAUCGCCCGGGAAUUGGAAAAAAGGAAGAGGUCGUGGUGGAGGAAGUAGUCAUUAUAAAACGUACACACCGAAUGUUGGGACUGGCAUGCUUAAUCGUGAGAAUAUCCCUGUCACGGACGAGGAAUGGGGAGAAGGGGCACUCAUACUUACCCAGGAGAGCCCAGCAGCACCGGCGGAGGGUGCGGAGAAAUCCAAGCUUUCUAAGGUUUCACACCAUGCCCCGGCACCACAGGAAGACGUCGAUCCCGAAGUACUGCGUGCUACCCUUGAAGCGUUGACAUUGGGAGGAUCGGUUGCGCAUGGGGGUUCUGUUCCUGAAGAUGACGCUUCAAAUACUGAUGCGGUUGAGGAUACAACCGAUGGACCACGACUGCGUGUGGAUAAAGAAGUAGGAAAGAGGCAGCGAUGCGUAUCAUUUGUCAUUAUGCUGGUCUAA
Molecule: messenger RNA, 687 nt
Organism: Perkinsus marinus ATCC 50983
Lineage: Eukaryota; Perkinsozoa; Perkinsida; Perkinsidae
Exons: 6
Coding region: 1-687 (228 amino acids)
Source: RefSeq, a predicted model, not a curated record